GCCGGUAACUGCAGGAGGCACAGAGAGAGGAGAAGAGGGAGAGAGCAAAGGCAGCAAGGGGAAGACCACUCUGUACUGAAGGGCUACAAAACUUGUUUGCCUGCCUCUCAAAGAUUGUGAGGGUUGAUUCCACCAGACACUGUCGACCACCCUUUUCCUCUUAUCUGUCUGCUAUCCUACUCCUUGCAGCCAUGGCACCCACUCUAGCCACGGCAUUUGCCCGCCGCUGGUGGAUGGCAAUAACAGCCAUCAUUGAAAACCUGCUCUUCUCGGCCGUUCUGCUGGGUUGGGGCUCCUUACUCAUCAUGCUGAAGUCUGAGGGCUUCUAUUCAUACCUCUGCACAGACCAAGGAAAUAGCUCGAUUGCAAACCUCUCCUUACCAGCUGUUCCUUCAUCACUGUCGAAUGAUGAAGAAUAUGAAUAUGACGAAUUCCAGUCUCCCCAACAUGAUGGUGGGGUGGAGAUGGUCCCUCUAAACCAUCCAGAGGACAAUCUGAGGAUGAACGGCUGGCUCAUCUGUAAAGAACAGGAUGAGAUGCUCAAUUUGGCCUUCACCGUGGGCUCCUUCCUCCUCAGCGCCAUCACACUCCCUCUCGGAAUCGUCAUGGACAAAUACGGCCCACGCAAACUCCGUCUGCUUGGAAGUGCCUGCUUUGCCCUCUCGUGCCUUAUGAUUGCUUAUGGAGCCAGCAACCCAAAUGAUCUGUCUGUUUUGAUCUUCAUCGCUCUGACCUUUAAUGGCUUUGGAGGAAUGUGUAUGACCUUCACUUCACUUACGCUGCCCAACAUGUUUGGCGACCUGCGUGCCACCUUCAUCGCGCUCAUGAUCGGCUCGUACGCUUCCUCGGCUGUCACCUUUCCUGGGGUCAAGGUGAUCUAUGACCUUGGUGUGACCUUCGUCACGAUUCUGGUGGUCUGGGCGGGCUGUGCAGGCCUGGUAUUCAUCAACUGCUUCUUCAACUGGCCCUUGGAGCCUUUCCCUGGACCCGAGGACAUGGACUACACUGUCAAGAUCAAGUUCAGUUGGCUGGGAUUUGACCAUAAGAUUACAGGAAAGCAGUUUUAUAAGCAGGUGACGACAGUGGGCAAGCGUCUUAGCAUGGAUAACACUCAGAAGCAGAAAGAGCUAGCCAAAGAGGGUCACAAACUCUGCCUGUCCACCAUGGACCUGGAACUGCAGUGUGAGGCCAAGGAGGAAACUCAGUCGUUCAUGCAGAGUAUAUUCAGCCCUCUCUUCAUGUUGAGUCUGGUGACCAUGUGUGUAACUCAACUGCGUCUCAUCUUCUACAUGGGAGCCAUGAACAAUAUCUUGGAGUCCCUCAGCGGAGGAGAUCUCAACACAGUUGAGAGAAUGGAAUUGGUGAGCCUCUACACCUCCAUUUUUGGCAUGAUGCAACUCUUGUGCUUGAUGACGACGCCGGUCAUCGGUCAGAUCAUGGACUGGAAGCUGAAGGAAUGCGAUGAUGGAGAAAUCAAUGAAAAAGAGCCCAACAAGGACGAGCCCCAGCCCAAACGCAGAGACAGACAGAUUCAGAAAGUCACCAACGCCACACGGGCCUUCAUCUUCACCAACAUCCUCCUCGUCGGCUUUGGCAUCACCUGCCUAAUUCCCAACCUCCCUCUCCAGAUGCUCUCGUUUGUCCUUCACACCAUCGUCAGAGGCUUCAUCCACUCAGCCAUCGGUGGACUUUAUGCUGCUGUGUACCCAUCAUCUCAGUUCGGCAGUCUGACAGGAAUGCAGUCAUUGGUUAGCGCUCUGUUCGCUCUGCUGCAGCAGCCUUUGUUCAUGGCUAUGAUGGGACCACUGAAGGGAGACCCACUCUGGGUGAAUGUUGGUCUGCUGGCUCUCAGCAUGAUGGGCUUCCUGUUACCACUCUAUCUACUGUACUUCAGGAAAACCCUGCACAAAAAGAGGAAGGAGAAGGAAAAUAAUGCUAAAAUCUAUCUCAAAAUCAAUGGCACUGACGUACCAGAGGCAUUUGUAUAAAGAAAGCAGAUAAAGGGAAAAACAGAGGCAUGAGAAUAUCAUCACAGCUAGACAAAAACACAAACGCAGAGACGAUUAAACACUGUUGUGCCUCUUUCUUAGAGGUUUAUUGAGUAACUCAGUAGACGAAAAGAGGAAUGAGAGAGACAGGAAGCAACAUGGGAAAUGUGGCACCCCUCUUCUUUGACAUUGUAUUUGAAUUGAAACAGAUAUUUUAUGUUACGCAUGUACACAUGUGAUAAAGUUUCAACCCUGACUGUUUCUCCAUAAUCUAAACCAGGGGCAUUUCAGUAUACAGCAUAUUAGUAUAUGCUUUUUUAUAUACACUGUUUAUGCCAACUGGACGUUUUUGAGGAGGACUGAAGCUAGCCUGGCCUGCACAGACGAUGUAAUGAUGUCAGUUUGUCUGUCUUGCCCAGGAACACCCAAACACCCCUAGUCAUUCAACUAAACUUCACAUAGGAUUUCAGUGUAAACCAUUAUAGCCCCAGUUUUCACUGUAAUAAUUGUGGUGCAAUGCAAUUGUAUUCACUAAAGACCACAUUUUUCCUUCAUAAUGAUCCACAAAGGGCCUUUUACAUUUUUCUAUGAAAUAAUGUUGUAUUUAUGAAAAAGAUCUGAUCACUUUUGAUCAUAGGUACUUUAUGAAAGCCACAAUUUAUGCAUUUCAUAUAUGUUUUUACACUACAUGUGCAUGAGAUGCAUACAUUAAAGAGGCUGAAAUGCUUAUGAUCUGCAGUGAGUGACUGAUCUGCGAGGUGAUGAAGAUGUCAGGGCAACAACAGCACUUUUAACACAUGUCCCAUAAACCCCUCAGGACCCAUAGUUCCCUUUUUCUGUCUUUCUUGCACUAACAUUCUGUGAUAUUUCAGAGUGUGUUGAGUCAUUUAUGUGUCACUGAUCAUAAGAUCAAAAUAUAAUGGACCUCUGAAGUAAAAUAUCAUAUAGAAAGCACAACGUAACUCACAAAUGUGCCUUUUGUGUGGUUUACAGUGAAGUUAGCGAUGCUGAUGAUAGCUGAUGGGAGGACUGGAGCCACAGAUACUGUAGAAAUGUUGGUAUGGUGUGUAUGUAUUUAUUUCUUCAAAAUCUAACAGACCAUAUGGACAAUGCAUAUGGACUUAUUUGCAAAGGUUUUUUUUUAGAUUAACUUACAUCUCAGUGUCGCACUGGCUGUUUGUUUGUUUUUUCAAAAACCUUCAUGUAUUAUUCUAUAUGGCAUUACUGUUGAGGAUUAUAUUCAAUAAAAUUUGUAAUUAU
Messenger RNA from Sinocyclocheilus anshuiensis, 3248 nucleotides. RefSeq names its product large neutral amino acids transporter small subunit 4-like. The record is from RefSeq and is a predicted model, not a curated record. The transcript is spliced from 15 exons. Lineage: Eukaryota; Metazoa; Chordata; Actinopteri; Cypriniformes; Cyprinidae. Gene Ontology annotation, biological process: transmembrane transport; neutral amino acid transport. Gene Ontology annotation, molecular function: L-amino acid transmembrane transporter activity; neutral L-amino acid transmembrane transporter activity. Bases 192 to 1988 code for a protein of 598 amino acids.